Messenger RNA from Rhineura floridana, 2607 nucleotides. Its product is annotated as vomeronasal type-2 receptor 26-like. Gene Ontology annotation, biological process: G protein-coupled receptor signaling pathway. NCBI's taxonomy places the organism in Eukaryota, Metazoa, Chordata, Lepidosauria, Squamata, Rhineuridae. Bases 1 to 2607 code for a protein of 868 amino acids. The transcript is spliced from 6 exons. Gene Ontology annotation, molecular function: G protein-coupled receptor activity. The record is from RefSeq and is a predicted model, not a curated record. Gene Ontology annotation, cellular component: membrane.
AUGGAGUUUCAGUGGCCGCUGGAAAAAUUAGCAGCAACACUUAUGAAGGAUGUUAGAAAUAUAACCAGGGUCAUUUACAAAGAGUCUGGGAUCUUGGACAAUCACAGAUUCCGGCCUCUCAGGAAACAAAACUACCAUUCAGAUUUGACCAUUUUAAUCUCAGACUUGAAUGGCACUGUUGAAGAACAGAAUAAUAUAAGUGUGGUGCCUAAGCAUUACCAGAACAUCUUGGCCUUGGCGUUUGCAGUCAAGGAGAUCAAUGAAAACCCUCAGUUCUUACCUAAUCACACCUUGGGCUUUCACAUCUACGACAGCUAUGAUGAUGCAAAGAAGACGUAUCAUACCACAAUGCUACUUUUAUUCACAUUAGAGGCAUUUGUCCCCAACUACAUAUGUGAUAUGCAGAACAAUUUGACAGCUGUCAUCGGUGGACUUGACUCUGAAAUCUCCCUUAAUGUGGCAACUAUCUUGGAUAUUUAUAAAAUUCCACAGCUCACAUAUGGCCCUGCUCCUGUAAUGAAUGAUAAGACUCAAGGACUUUACUUCUACCAGAUGGCCCCCAAGGAAAGCCACCAGUUUGAAGGGAUUCUUUCUUUGCUUGUGCAUUUCAGAUGGACAUGGAUUGGAGUCAUUAUGAUGGACAAUGACAAUGAAGAAAGAUUUGUGCAAACUGUGCUCCCACUGUUUAGUGAGAGUGGUAUCUGCUUUGCCUUUCUAGAAAGAAUUACCAUACUUAAUUUUGCAAGUAAAAGUUAUAACAAUAUACAACAGUGGGCAAAGGUGCACGACAAAGUGAUGGGCAGCAAAGCUAAUGUAGUAGUUCUCUAUGGAGAAUCUUAUUCCAUGGCAUAUUUUAGGUGGCUUCCAUAUCUAUCACAGCUUGAGCACAUGACAAUGAAUGUAAAAGGUAAAGUAUGGAUAACAACAGCCCAGAUUGAAUUCACUUCAUUUGUCUCUCAACGCGGUUGGAACCCAGGAAUGUUCCAUGGCACUAUAUCUUUCAGAAUUAACUUCAGUGACCCACCAGGAUUUUUUCAAUAUGUUGAGAGCAGAAAUCCAUCCAGCAUAGAAGGAGAUGGUUUUAUCAAGGACUUCUGGCAACAGGCAUUUGACUGUGUCUUCCCCAAUUCCAUUAUUGGGAAUGUGGAGGGGAAUAUUUGCACAGGAGAGGAGAAGCUGGAGAGCCUUCCGGGGGCUUUUUUUGAAAUGGGCAUGACAGGCCAUAGCUAUAGUAUCUACAAUGCUGUCUAUGCUGUGGCACAUGCUUUAAAUAUGAUGUCCUCAGCUGGGUUCAGACAUGGAGGGGUGUUGCAUGGAGGGAGACUGAAGACUCAGAAGCCACAGUUCUGGCAGUUCCACCACUUUCUUAGAAGUGUCUCCUUUAACAACAAUGCAGGGGAUGAGGUCUCCUUCAACCAGAAUGGGGAGGUAGUAUCUGGCUUGGAUGUUAUCAACUGGAUUAUUUUCUCCAACCAGUCCUUUCAUAGAGUAAGAGUUGGGAGGAUGGAUCCCCAGGCUCCUCAAGACCAAGUAUUUACCAUCAAUGAAAGUGCCAUAACAUGGCACAGCUGGUUUAACCAGGCUUAUCCAAUUUCUGUAUGUACUGAGAGUUGCCAUCCAGGAUCAAGCAAGAAAGUGAAGGAAGGGGAGCCAUUUUGCUGCUACGAAUGCAUCCCAUGUCCAGAGGGAAAGAUUUCAAACCAAGAAGAUAUGAAUGACUGUAAUAAAUGUGCAGAGGAAGACCAUCCAAGCAAGAACCAGGAUGUAUGCAUUCCCAAGGACAGAAGCUUCUUGUCUUACAAAGAACCUUUGGGCAUCAUUUUAGUCUUCUUUGCUCUUUCCUUUGCUUUGCUCACAGUUCUGGUACUGGGAACAUUCCUGAAUCAUCACAACACUCCCAUCAUCAAAGCCAACAACCAGAAUCUCACUUAUACUCUCCUAGUCUCCCUCUUGCUCUGCUUCCUUUGUGCUUUACUCUUCAUUGGCCAACCUGAAAAGGUGACAUGUCUCCUUCGACAAACUGCUUUUGGCAUCAUCUUCUCAGUGGCUGUUUCUUGUGUGCUGGCAAAAACUGUCACAGUGGUUGUCGCUUUCAUGGCCACAAAACCAGGAUCCAGGAUGAGGAAGUGGGUGGGGAAAAGACUGUCCACCUCCAUUGUUCUUUUCUGCUCCCUUGCUCAAGCAGGAAUCUGUACUCUGUGGCUGGCAACCUCUCCCCCAUUUCCAGAUAUUGACAUGCUCUCUGUGACUGAAGAAAUUAUACUAGAAUGUAACGAGGGCUCUGUGCCUAUGCUUUAUCCUGUCCUUGGCUACAUGGGCUUCCUGGCAAUUGUGAGUUUCACCGUGGCUUUUCUAGCAAGGAAAUUACCAGACAGUUUCAAUGAAGCCAAGUUUAUCACUUUCAGCAUGUUGAUCUUUUGCAGUGUUUGGUUAUCAUUUGUUCCAACCUACUUGAGCACCAAAGGAAAAUACAUGGUAGCUGUGGAGAUCUUCUCCAUCUUGGCCUCCAGUGCUGGGUUAUUGUUUUGCAUCUUUUCACCCAAAUGUUAUAUUAUUGUGUUAAGGCCUGAACUGAACAUCAGGGAGCAACUAAUAAGAAGAAAAUAA